Molecule: messenger RNA, 1098 nt
Organism: Fusarium venenatum
Lineage: Eukaryota; Fungi; Ascomycota; Sordariomycetes; Hypocreales; Nectriaceae
Product: beta-lactamase-like protein
Source: RefSeq, a predicted model, not a curated record
AUGGAUGCGAUACCUUAUUUCGACGUGCCAUCUGGCGCAACCGCCAGAGUGAGCAUCAUUGACUCCUCUCUCCGUCUGUCAAGGAUGCCUUUACAACACCUUCUGAAACCCGCCAUGGCAGGCUUAGAUUUUAUACCCUCAGCAACAACCUGGUCAUUCUUGAUAGAAAGUUCAUCGGGAAAGAAAGCACUCUUCGAUCUGGGAGUACCAAAAAACCCAUUGGAGAACUUCUCUCCGAUGUGGUGCAAGACGAUAACCGAGGGAAACUUGGGUGUCGAUGUUCCGAAGAAUGUCGCAGAUAUCCUCAAGGACAAUCAUGUACAGCCUUCAGAAAUCGAUAGUGUUAUUUGGAGUCAUCAUCAUUUCGACCACAUCGGAGAUGUCACAACAUUUCCUAAUUCCACAGAGCUUGUUGUCGGACAUGGCUUCAAGGAAGCUUUUUGUCCUGGAUACCCGAGAAACCCCAAUUCCCCUAUCAGGGAAGUUGACUACAUAGGGCGAAACUUUCGAGAAAUCGACUUUGAUAAGAAACCCCUUGUAAUCGGACCUUUUCGAGGGUUUGACUUCUUUGGCGACGGCUCUUUCUACCUUCUUGAUACGCCUGGCCAUGCCAUUGGUCAUGUGGCUGGCCUUGCACGUACAACCACUGAUCCGGACACUUUCAUCUUCAUGGGUGGCGACCUCUGUCACCAUGGGGGUGAGUUACGACCAUCACCGUACCUCCCGAUUCCACAACAUCUAUCCCAACAUCUGUCCCUGUCUGACUCACUACGGCUUCUCUUAUCACGCUGUCCGGCGACAGUACUAGACGACGUGAACGUAAAGCGUGGUCGCAAGCCUGGGGAGACAUUCUUCGACCCAAACAUAGGAUUUGACAUAGAACAGGCUAUAGAAACCGUUAAAGAGGCGCAAAAGGCAGAUGCUCAAGACCACAUCUUUUUCAUAUUCGCACACGACAUGUCGGUCAUGGGCAUCGUCGAUGAAUUCCCAAGUACUUUGAACGAUUGGAAGGCGAAGGGAUGGAAAGAGAAGACUCAAUGGAGAUUUCUGAAUGAUUUUGAAGAAGCCAUCAAGGAGGAAUCGAAGCAGAGUGGUUGA